AUGGGCUUCAGCUGCUGCUCCGGAAACUUCUCCUCCCGCUCCCUUGGGGGCUACCUGCGGUACCCAAGUUCUUUCUACCCCAGCAACCUGGUCUACCGCAGACCUCUGCUCUCCCAGCCCCUGCCAGCUGGGAUCCUCUCUCUACAGCAGCUGUCAGGAGACCUGCUGUGAGCCCACCAGCUGCCGGACGUCCUGCGUGGUGUCCAGCCCCUGCCAGAUGUCCUGCUCCCGCCCAAGGACCUCCACACUCUGCAGUCCCUGCUG
Messenger RNA from Herpailurus yagouaroundi (jaguarundi), 264 nucleotides. It is a transcript of the gene KRTAP23-1, whose product is annotated as keratin associated protein 23-1. NCBI's taxonomy places the organism in Eukaryota, Metazoa, Chordata, Mammalia, Carnivora, Felidae. The record is from RefSeq and is a predicted model, not a curated record.